UGGUCUUUCCUCCUCAACUUGUCUGGAAUGUUCAUGGUGUCAGAGAGAAAGAUGAGAACCCACCAAGUGCUCGCCUUCCUCCUGCUCUUCGUGAUCGCCUCCGGGGCCUCUGAGAACGCCAGCACAUCCCGGGGCUGCGGGCUAGACCUCCUUCCUCAGUACGUGUCCCUGUGCGACCUGGACACCAUCUGGGGCAUCGUGGUGGAGGCGGUGGCCGGGGCAGGCGCCCUGAUAACGCUGCUCCUGAUGCUCAUCCUCCUGGUGCGGCUGCCAUUCAUCAAGGACAAGGAGAAGAAGGACCCCGUGGGCCUCCACUUCCUCUUCCUCCUGGGGACCCUGGGCCUCUUCGGGCUGACAUUCGCCUUCAUCAUCCGGGAGGACGAGACUAUCUGCUCGGUCCGCCGGUUCCUCUGGGGCGUCCUGUUCGCGCUCUGCUUCUCCUGCCUGCUGAGCCAGGCGUGGCGUGUGCGGAGGCUGGUGCGCCACGGCAAGAGCCCGUCGGGCUGGCAGCUGGUGGGCGUGGCCCUGUGCCUGAUGCUGGUGCAGGUCAUCAUCGCCAUCGAGUGGCUGGUGCUGACCGUGCUGCGCGACUCGAAGCCUGCCUGCGCCUACGAGCCCAUGGACUUCGUCAUGGCCCUCAUCUACGACAUGGUACUGCUCGUGGCCACCCUGGGGCUGGCCCUCUUCACGCUGUGUGGCAAGUUUAAGAAGUGGAAGCAGAACGGGGCCUGCAUCCUGGUCACCGCCUUCCUCUCCGUGCUCAUCUGGGUGGCCUGGAUGACCAUGUACCUCUUCGGCAACGCCGAGCUGCGGCAGGGAGACGCCUGGGGCGACCCCACCUUGGCCAUCACGCUGGUGGCCAGCGGCUGGGUCUUCGUCAUCUUCCACGCCAUCCCCGAGAUCCACUGCACCAUUCUGCCGGCCCCGCAGGAAAACACGCCCAACUACUUCGACACGUCGCAGCCGAGGAUGCGGGAGACGGCGUUUGAGGAGGACGUGCAGCUGCCGCGGACCUACAUGGAGAACAAGGCCUUCUCGAUGGACGAACACAACGCAGCUCUUCGAACAGCAGGAUUUCGUAAUGGCAGCUUGGGAAACAGACCCAGCGCUCCGUUCAGAAGCAACGUGUAUCAGCCAACUGAGAUGGCCGUUGUGCUCAACGGGGGGACUAUCCCAACUGCUCCGCCAAGUUACACUGGAAGACACCUCUGGUGAAAGACUUUUAAGUUCCAGAGAAUAAGAAUCUCUUACCGAUUUUAUUCCCUGGCCGUGUCUUUCUUGAGGGAGAAAUCAGUAACAGUAGCUGAAAGAGGCCGCCUCGCAGCCGGGAGAUUUGGAAAUCCUAGACAAGAGGGUUCCGUGUAAAUGUGAACACUGCUGAACUGAAAUGCUAACACCGACUGCCCUCCCUCCCCUGCCACACACGUGCACACACACACACACACACACACACACACACACACACACACACACAUAAUACCAAACCAACCUCAAACCCUGUAAACUAAAGCAAAGCUAAUUGCAAAUAGGAUUAGGCUCACUCGAAAAUGUGGCUGGGAAGACUGUUUCAUCCUCUGGGGGCAGAAAAGAACCAAGUUCACAGCCAGUGGGACAGGCUGGUGUGGGCUGAACAUGGAACGCCCCUACGCCGUCGUCCCUCCCCGGCAAGUGCUGGACCCCUCUUGGGGUGGCCUCUUGGGGGUAACCGUUUCCCUGAAGAGGACGAAUGGGGGCUUUUCCACCAGCCUGCCUGUUGGUUUUCACAUUUCAGGGGGGUCAGGCGCAGUUGAGGAGAUUGCGGGUGUGGUUCCAAGACUGAGGACCAGCUGAACUGAGGAGAGAGCUUUACAGGCAGGAGUGGUGGAGGGAGCCUGGCGUGUGCCAAAGAAAAGGCUGUCUGGGAGUUAAAGGGACCAUCACACUUAGAGAGUGGUGCCUGGCCGCUGUUCCUUCUUGGGCCCCCUGCUCCGGCGCCAGUGGCAGGAAGCAAGCCCGCCUCCCUCCCUGGUGCAGCCCUUGCCGUUGCUGGCUGGGGCAGCCGUAUCUCCCCCGCUCACCUCCGCCUAUUCCAGCCCUCAUCAGUGUUCCUCCAAGUCCUUCCCCGGUUCUGUUCCCACCUUCGUUUCAAAAGCUCAGACGAGGCCACCAGCUCAAGGCGCCCUGGUGUGGCCAGGAGGCAGAGGCCACAGCCAACUUUCCACGAUGCUGUCACGUGGCGGGGCAUCCCAGGGGUGCCCCGGCUGGAGAGGUGACACCUGCUGCCUGGCAUGCAGUGAGUUUUUGGGUCUUCUAUGCAGAUGUAGUGAAAGGUCCAGGGUGGGCCGAGCACGUGAGGGUUUUCUUGCUGCUUUUGGAGGGUGCGUGGGACAGUUUUGUCUUGGUUUCCUACAAGGCCCAUGAAAAUGGUUCUCUUCAAAGCUCAUUGUUUCUGUCAUGGUUUCCAUCUGUCCUAAGUAAGUCAUUCCUUUAUUUGGCAUUUCGAACAUCUCGGCCAUUCAAAGCCCCAUGGUCUCUGCACUGUUUGGCCAGCAUAAUCGCUAGUCACGAUUCAAAGCAAAGAGUUUUAACCUGACGGCAUGGAAUGUAUACACGAGGGUGGGCGUUUUGAAUAUACUCUAAUCACUGUAUCGCUUUUUUCUAUAAAACAACCCAUAAGCCUUUAACCUUUAAAGGAAAUGAAAAAGGUUAGUGUUUGGGGGGAACUGACCUCUUCGUAAGCCAACAUGUUUCAGCUGAGUAUGUUUUAAUAAACCUUCUGAUUUUUCUCGAG
Vicugna pacos (alpaca) is the source of this 2770-nucleotide messenger RNA. It is a transcript of the gene GPRC5B, whose product is annotated as G protein-coupled receptor class C group 5 member B. Gene Ontology annotation, biological process: G protein-coupled receptor signaling pathway. The record is from RefSeq and is a predicted model, not a curated record. Gene Ontology annotation, cellular component: extracellular exosome; plasma membrane; intracellular membrane-bounded organelle. Gene Ontology annotation, molecular function: protein kinase activator activity; G protein-coupled receptor activity; protein kinase binding. Lineage: Eukaryota; Metazoa; Chordata; Mammalia; Artiodactyla; Camelidae.